UUGGAGCUGGAAGGGGAGCUGGACCCACAACAUGCUGCUGCCGUUGGCUGCUUAGCUUUCCUCCCGUUUCAGCCGCACGCAAUUCUCCUGAAACCUGCCCCAGGCUGGCCGCCAGCAUGGAGAGCUUGCAGUUUCGGUUAUCCUCCCUUGCCCUGAUCGCCAAGUUAAACGACAGGAGCCGCAGCGAGUUGAACAAGUUCUUGACCAGGCAGAUUUGGAAUGAGCAGGAUCGCCAGUGUAUCCUUAACACUUUGGCACAGCUACUGUUGGAUAAAGAAUGUACGCUGCUGAUUGGGCGCCACCUCAGGCCUUUGCUACUGGAUCUUCUUGAACGUAAUGUUCAGACAAUUAAAGGAGCCCUAUUCAAUCAUGAUCUCCAUGAGAGACUGUGUGUGGCAAUGUGCAAGCUUAUUGAUAUCAGCCCUGAUGUCAUUUCGUUUGCACUGAGAUACUUCAAAGAUUCUCCACCAGUAUUCCAGAGGCUGUUUUUGGAGAGUUCAGAUUCCAGUACAGUCCGAUAUGGUCGGAAACGCAUGAAACUCCGAGACCUCAUGAGUGCAGCAUGCAGACUCCUGAAGGAAAACUGGAUAAUGUUCAGUGAAUUAUGGGAUUGGAGUGUAUGCAUUCCAUUGUUGAGAAGCCAUGAUACCGUGGUCCGUUGGUAUACAGCUAGAUGUCUUGCUGUUGUAACGAACAUGAAUGAUGAACAGAGGAACCAUUUCUUCAAGAAGAUUCUCACUACAGAAGAACUGACAAAUUUUAGACUCCAGCUGUUGGAAGAUGACCUGUUUCUCAAUGUGGAGAAGGCUUUGAUUCUGGCAAAUUCGAAGACGACAAUAUGGCAGAGAGCGAAACAAUUAACAUAUACCCAAGGGCACAUAAUGUCUGGAGAUUUGUCCGAGAAUGUUGUUGCUGUAUGUGGAGUAGUGUUACCACGGAAACAACUUAUCCAUCUGGACCAGUGCGCCAAUCAGCCCCUGAUGUUAGUCGCUUCCACCUAUAGUUACCUGCAGAACUUGGCAAUGGCAGUGGUGUCCCAGAAUGCUGUACUGCUGGAAGGACCAAUCGGUUGUGGUAAAACCACUUUAGUGGAAUAUUUAGCAGCACUUACAGGUCGACAGAAGCCGCCUGAAUUUCUAAAAGUACAACUCGGAGACCAGACUGAUAGCAAGAUGUUGCUGGGAAUGUAUCGCUGUGCAGAUGUUCCAGGGCAGUUUGUUUGGCAGCCUGGAUCCUUGACUCAAGCAGUAACCAAUGGCUAUUGGCUCCUCUUGGAGGACAUUGACUAUGCACCUUUAGAUGUAAUAUCGGUGCUGAUACCUCUCCUGGAGACUGGAGAACUUUUGAUUCCUGGCCAUGGCAAUUGCAUAAAGGCUGCACCUGGAUUCCAGUUUUUUGCCACUCGCAGGUUAUUUAGCAGCAAUGCUGGUUGGUAUAGACAACAAAACAGUCAUGCAACUUUGCUGGACAAACUCUGGACCAAAAUCCAGUUGGACAACAUGAACAGGGCAGAGCUGAAAGAGGUGUUAGUAAACCGGUAUUCAAACCUGGAAAUAGUAAUAGAUCGUCUUUUAGACAUUUAUUGCCAACUGACUGGCAAGAAACAUCAAGGAUCACAGAUCAUUUUGGCUGGAAAUCAUGGAAACAAACAAGUGCCUGAUGAAUGUGAAACAAAAACUGAAGAUAAAGACUUGUGCCUUGAGGGAAGAGGGUUAUCUUUGAGAGAUUUGUUAAAAUGGUGUGAACGCAUCAUUCGGAAUUUUGAUGGCUCUUCCUCUUCUACGGCUCUACACAUCUUUCAGGAGGCACUGGAUUGUUUCACUGCUAUGAUGUCUAAACGGGGGAGUAGGCAGAAGAUGGCUGAAAUAAUUGGAAGCAAACUGAACAUUUCAAAAGAAAAGGCAGAGUUCUUCUGUAAGUUGUAUAAACCUGCUGUUGAGUUCAGUGAGGUGGAAGUGAUUGUGGGACGGGCUGUUCUACCUCGGCGCAGAAGCGAUGUCGUCCUGUUGCAGUUGGAAACCCAAACCUUUUCGGCCACAAGACCCUCCUCUCUGCUGCUGGAGCAGCUGGCUGUUUGCCUAAGUAAAAAGGAGCCUGUCUUAUUGGUUGGUGAAACGGGUACUGGAAAAACCUCUACAGUCCAGUACCUUGCCAGAAUUACAGGUCACAAACUGAAGGUCGUAAAUAUGAACCAACAGAGUGACACAGCAGACCUGCUUGGAGGGUACAAGCCUAUGGACCGUAGACUUAUUAUGCUACCUUUGCGAGAAGCGUUUGAAGAGCUUUUCAUUCAGACAUACUCUCGGAAGCAGAACAUUACUUUCUUGGGCCACAUUCAAACAUGCUGCAAACAGAAACGCUGGCAGGAUUUACUCCGACUGAUGCUGCAUGUCUAUAAAACAGCUAUCAAUAAGGAACUAAAAACUAAGGAAGACAAAGGCUGGCUGAGAGAUAAAUGGGAAUUACUUGGUCUACGCCUGACCCAGGCUCAGCAGCAAAUGAAACUAACUGAAUCGGCACUGGUAUUUGCCUUUGUGGAGGGUACCUUAGCACAGGCUGUGAAGAAAGGAGAGUGGAUCUUGUUGGAUGAGAUCAACUUGGCUUCAGCAGAGACACUGGAAUGUCUGAGUGGACUGUUGGAAGGGAAUACAAGCUCACUUGUGCUGCUGGACCGAGGAGAUACUGAGCCCAUUCACCGUGACCCAGAGUUUCGCUUGUUUGCCUGCAUGAAUCCAGCAACAGAUGUGGGAAAGAAAAACUUACCACCAGGCAUAAGAAACCGAUUUACAGAGCUGUACGUUGAGGAGCUAGAAGAUGAAGGAGAUCUCCGAAUCCUCAUAUCUGAUUACCUAAAGGGAUUAAGUGUCAACAAGAAAACCAUUCAGGGGAUCAUUGAAUUUUACCUUUCUGUGCGUAAGGAGACAAGUGUCAAGUUAAUGGAUGGAACAGGCCACAGGCCACACUACAGCCUUCGGACUCUCUGCCGUGCUCUUAAGUUUGCAGCAUUGAACUCGUGCAACAACAUUCAACGCUCAUUGUAUGAGGGUUUCUGCAUGAGUUUCCUAACUCAACUGGAUCGUGUAUCUCAUCCAAUCGUUGAGAAAUUGAUUUGUCAUCAUAUUAUUGGGAACAAUGCCAAGGCUGUUCUCCAGCAGCCAAUACCAGAACCAAAAGGAGGACAGUCAUUACAGAUUGAAGGCUACUGGAUUACAACAGGAGAUAAGGAACCUUCUGUUGACAAGUUGUAUAUUCUCACACCCUCUGUCAAACUUAACCUAAGGGAUCUAGCGAGAGUAGUUGCUGCAGGGAUUCAUCCAGUACUUAUUCAAGGAGAGACAUCAGUUGGUAAAACCAGUCUGAUCUCCUGGUUGGCAGCAGCUACUGGAAACCGUUGUGUGCGGAUCAAUAAUCACGAACACACAGACAUUCAGGAAUAUAUUGGCUGCUAUGCAUCCGAUGAAACAGGAAAGCUUGUCUUUAAGGAAGGUGUGCUUAUUAGUGCUAUGCGAAUGGGCUGCUGGAUUAUCCUAGAUGAAUUGAAUUUGGCCCCCACAGAUGUCUUGGAAGCACUUAAUCGACUGCUUGAUGACAAUCGAGAGCUGUUCAUAACCGAGACCCAGGAAGUAGUAAAAGCACACCCAAGCUUCAUGCUUUUUGCAACCCAGAACCCUCCUGGACUAUAUGGUGGCAGGAAGGUGUUGUCGAGGGCAUUCAGGAACCGUUUUGUGGAGUUGCAUUUUGAUGAGCUUCCAAGGGCUGAAUUAGAAAUGAUUCUUAACAAGCGAUCCCGUUUGCCGCCCUCUUACUGUGCAAGACUAGUAAAAGUUAUGCUGGAAUUGCAGUCCUAUCGUAGAGGAUCAAGUGUUUUUGCUGGAAAACAUGGCUUCAUUACCUUGAGAGAACUGUUCAGAUGGGCUGAACGCUACAGGUUGACUGAACAAUUAAUGCCUGGUUACGACUGGAUUAGGCAUAUAGCCACUGAUGCUUAUAUGCUCUUGGCGGGCCGUGUGAGGAAAGAAGAAGAAGUUGCUGUUAUUCACCGUAUCCUUGAAAAAGAAUUUAAAAGGAAGCUCGUUCCAGAAGUUAUAUUCUCACAAGCAAGUCUUGAAAAACGAAUGAAUCAGUGGUCAAGUCUGAAGUCAGUCAUGUCUGAUGACUUUCGCCAUGUUGUGUGGACAUAUGGAAUGCGAAAGUUGGCAAUUCUGGUGGGACAGGCUUUGAAGUUUGGAGAAGCUGUGCUGAUGGUUGGAGAAACUGGGUGUGGUAAGACCACAAUGUGUCAGAUUUUUGCUUCCUUGUUCGAUCAGAAGCUACACACAGUGAAUUGUCAUUUGCAUCUGGAGACAUCUGACUUCCUCGGGGGUCUAAGGCCCGUCAGACAUAGUUCCAGUGAAAAAGAUGGUGCCAACCCGAGCAGGCUAUUUGAGUGGCAUGAUGGACCUCUUGUGCUUGCUAUGAAGGAAGAUAACAUGUUUCUGAUGGAUGAAAUCUCAUUGGCCGAUGAUUCUGUUUUGGAAAGACUCAACAGUGUCCUGGAAGAUGAGCAGACACUCUUGCUUGCAGAAAAGGGAAGUGGGGAAGAUGAUAGUGUGGACCUCAUAAUUGCUGGAAGCAGAUUUAGGAUACUUGCAACCAUGAACCCUGGAGGUGAUUUUGGGAAGAAAGAGCUUUCGCCAGCCCUGAGGAACAGAUUCACCGAGAUCUGGUGCCCACCGAGCAAUAGCCGUGAGGAUAUGAUGGCGAUCAUUCAACAUAAUUUAAGCCCUGGACUUUCUUUAGAUGGGCAAGAUCAUGAAGGCAAAAAUAUAGCUGAACUUGUUUUGGAUUUCAUUGACUGGUUAAAGAAUCAAGAGUUUGGGCGUCGAUGUGUCUUAAGCAUCCGUGAUAUCCUGUCCUGGGUGAACUUCAUGAACGUUACAACUAAAAAUGCAACUUCAGAAGUAAUGGAUUUGGAUGAAAGCUGUGAUUUUCAGCUUGACCCUGUCGCUGGAUUCAUACAUGCUGCCUGUCUCACCUGUAUUGAUGGAAUUGGAUCCGGGUCUACAUUUUGUUCUCCAGAAGAUACUUUAGCUGCUCGCAAAGCAUGCCUGAACUUCCUUUUUAAAAAAUUGUCCAAGGUCACAAAGUUGACGAAACGUAUGUUGAAAAUGCUAAACAUUUAUGAUCAGAAAAGAAAGAGGAAAGUUGUAUGGACUAAACGCUGUUUUGGAAUUCAUCCAUUCUACAUUCCCAUAGUAGGGGCUGUUGGAGAGAAAAUUGCAGUCCCAGACUAUGCACUGAAUGCUGGCACAACAGCGAUGAAUGCCCUGAGACUGCUGCGAGCAUUGAAGUUAAACAGACCAAUUCUUUUAGAGGGAUCACCAGGAGUUGGAAAGACGAGUCUGGUAGUUGCUCUAGCAAAGGCUUCUGGAAACCAACUUGUCCGAAUCAACCUUUCUGAGCAAACAGAUGUGACUGACUUGUUUGGGGCAGACCUGCCUGUUGAGGGGGGUAAAGGAGGAGAAUUUGCCUGGCGUGAUGGUCCUUUGCUUGCUGCCCUCAAGGCUGGACAUUGGAUUGUUUUGGAUGAGCUAAACCUAGCUUCCCAGUCUGUGCUCGAGGGACUGAAUGCCUGCUUUGACCAUCGUGCUGAGAUUUUUAUCCCCGAGUUGGGCCUUCACUUUAAUGUGAAACAUGAGAGGACUAAGAUCUUUGGUUGUCAGAAUCCUUAUCGUCAAGGAGGUGGAAGGAAAGGUCUCCCCAAGUCUUUCCUCAACCGAUUUACACAGGUUUAUGUGGAUCAGCUUUCAGUUACAGACAUGGAGUACAUCGCUGACACAAUGUUUCCUGCAAUUGGUAAAAAUAUCAUCAGUAAAAUGGUUCGCUUUAAUUACAAGAUUAACCAAGAGGUAAUGGUGGAAAGGAAAUGGGGGCAGAAAGGAGGACCAUGGGAGUUUAACCUGCGUGAUCUCUUCCGCUGGUGCCAGCUGAUGUUGGCAGAUCAGAUGCCUGGCUGCUAUGAUCCAGGCCAACAUGUUGCUUUGGUGUAUGCAGAUCGAAUGCGAUCUGAAGCAGACAGAAACCAUAUGCUUUCUGUAUUUGAAGGCACAUUUCAUUCAGAAGGUGAUGGAAUUCCAUCUCAUCCCUACACUGGAUCCAAAAAAUUCCACAUCACGCCACAGCAGGUUCAGGUUGGCUAUUCUGUGCUUUCUCGUAGUGGGCUGGCCAUUCCAAUAUCAAACAAACAGCUGUCCAUUCUUCACCAUUCACUUCAGCCACUGGAGUCCAUUAUGAAGUGCACACAGAUGGGCUGGAUGGUCAUUUUGGUGGGGCCUGCUGCCAGUGGGAAAACCAGCUUAAUCCAGCUCUUAGCUCUUCUAACAGGUCAAAAUUUAAAAAUCAUGGCAAUGAACAGUGCGAUGGACACCACAGAACUACUCGGUGGAUUUGAGCAGGUUGACAUUUUUCGCCCUUGGCAGAGUUUAGUUGGGAAGGUGAAGGAUGUUGUCAGCGCUGUCACCAGAGACGUUCUGCUCUCUGUAGACACUGUCCCUGAUGGUGGUGUUCUUCUCAAACUCUGGAAUUCAUUCCUGAUCAGUCAUUCACGUUGCCUGAAUGAAGAUCGUAGUUCUGGCAUUUCUUCUGAUGUGAUGAACAAACUGGAGAGUUUACUUAUUCUUCUUCAGCGCUUCAACAGCAAACUGAACACACUCUCACCUUCAGAGUUUUCAGAAUUGAUCACAGAAUUCCAGCAUUUUAAACUCCAGCGCAGUCAAUCUUUAGAUUGCCAAAGCCAUGGCACGUUUGAGUGGGUUGAUGGGAUGCUUGUACAGGCUUUGAAUUCCGGUGAUUGGCUGCUGCUGGAUAAUGUUAACUUCUGCAGUCCUUCUGUGCUUGAUCGUCUAAAUGCUCUUUUGGAACCUGGAGGAGUCCUUACCAUUAGUGAAAGAGGGGUGAUUGAUGGCACCAGCCCAACAAUUGUCCCACACCCAAAUUUCAGGCUCUUUAUGACGAUGGAUCCAGCGCACGGGGAAAUCUCUCGGGCCAUGAGAAAUCGGGGGAUUGAAAUUUAUGUUGCGGGAGAGCAUAAUGCAGACUCUUUGGAUAAACAGGAUAUUAAAACGCUGUUACAUGGACUUGGUUUUGUUGGAGAUCAUCCAUGCACUGAGUUGAUGGCAUUGUGUUCGGAAGUGAAGGAAAUCAUAGCAGGUGGUACUUCCUCCAUUUCUUCACUUCUCCACGCUGCUGUUCUUAUUGUUCAGCAGUUGAAACACAGUGUCAACUUGGCAGAGGCAUUCCAUCGAGCUUGUUCUGAAGUGUUUGUCCUUUCUCAGACUUCUCGAGCUCACCAGGAGCAAGUACAGGAACUGGUAGAGAAGCACAAACUCACAUUGAUGUCACCUGAGUCCUGGGGUGAUUCCUUGGUCUCUUUGGGAUUGUGGCCGGAUUCUAUCCCAUCAGCGGUGUUUACAGUGGAGGAAUCCAUGCUGUCCAUGGUCCAUCGGGAUGGACAGGUGCUUGCCUACUGUUUGAACCAACUGAGUUUGCGCAACAACAGGUCUCGACCUCUGACACUGACUGAUCUCGAACUAGUUUUGCAAUCCUGUAACAUGGACAGUCUUUUAUUCUAUGGCCAUAAAACAGCAGCUCAAGUCACUGAGUUAUCUAUGGUUCCUGCAGUUAUAAGGCUGGUCACAGAGAAAGCAUCUAAUCAAGACUGGCUGUUGAGAGCCAGGUGGUUGUGUCACACAGCAAAAACCCACCGACAGUUACCAGAAUUGGUGUGUGCCCAACUGGAGGCAGGGGCAAAGGCUCUUAAUGUAGUUUACUCCAGCGUACUGCCUGCAGGAAUGAAAGAAGUUAUACAGCAAUUACAGCUCGAUGCAAACGAGAGUACUUCAAUUCCUUUGGAUCCGCGAUGGAACCAGCAACAUUUUGAUAUUUUGCUAAAUUCUAUGGCAUAUUCUGGGCUGCGUUGUUCUAAAGAGCUUCAAGUGCAGCUCUGCUCCAUCGCUAACAGGAUGGCACUUCUGAUGGACAGGGAGGAAAGAGGAUACAUGGAGAAAAUGUUGUUGUCUUCUGAUGCUGCAAAAAAAUCAGGCAGGCGAAGUGCUUUAAGGGUAUCCAUUGCAUUCCAGAAAGGAAUGGUGAACUUUGAUGACCUGCCUCACCCAGUCUUGGCUCACCUUGCUGCUUUCUUUGAAGCCUGGGAUGCCUGUGUGGUGCAGUGCAUAAAGUCUCCGUUUUCCAAUCUGGAAGAUGAUGUCUUCCAUGAGGUGCAGUGUAACACUUUGUGGCGGGAUCGAUUCUGGAUCGUUUCAGACAGAGUUACUACAGAUCCUGAGGGAAUAGCGUUGCUGUCUCUCCACUGGCAUUGGGUCAUGAAACACCUCCUGAAAGAUCAUCUCAGUCUGUUAUCUGACUCAUCUCAAGUUCCUCAAGAAAUUCGCACGAUUUCACUGAACCUGCAGAGCCAUCUGGCUAGUCCUAGUGGAAUGACUGCCAGUGUGAAGGGACUACAGAAUUCAUUGGGUCGUCCUCUUCCAUUCAAGGUUGGAUCUGUUGUGGAAUGUGUAUCUAAACUCAAGGUAAUGAGUUCUGCCCUGGAUGUGCUGAAACUAAGGCCAAGAAUGACGGACGUAACUUGGAAAGAACAACUUUAUAGAAUAAAAGCAGCUGCUUCUGAUUGGAAUAUCAAGCGACACUUGAUGUUGGCUUGGGGUCUCGUAGUUCAAGCAAAUCACUUCGCAGAAUAUAACACUGAUAUGUUGCAGUGUGUGGUAGACUCCCAAACUUCAGCGAUGAAAUCUCAGGGUCUUCUAAAAACUUCAGACUCCCAAAACCUUGAGACAGGCCUACCUCAGCUGGAUGAAGCAUGUUUGAAUCAAUUAGCAACAAGUACAAUUCAGCUGUGGCCUGUACAGGAGUACCUGGCAUUACUCUGCAAGUAUAAAGUGGUGACGGACCUUUUGGAUCUAUCAUUAGUCUCCAGUGCCAGAACUAAACCAGAUCAGUCAAUGAUGCAUGCUGAACUCCGUCAAUUAGUAACAUUCUGCUUGAGAUCAACUCCAAUGGCAGCUCGAGAACUCCGAGGAUUUUGGUACUUAGCACAAGCUGAUGAGCUUUCUCCUGAAGAAUUGAAGUUGCUGAGUUCAGAACUCAUGUCAACCAUAUUUGGAGCAUUUUGGAGUAGCUCUGUGACAACAGACCCUGACUAUUGGCUGACGUGGAAACCCCUAGCAUCUAUUGGAGAUGAUUGGGUAUCAGAAACUAUCAUUGACAAAUCUCUAAAGGGGCCUGGCAUUUUAUGUCGCGAUGUCCAAUCUAAGUGUUUCUUUGAAAUUCUCACCAAUACCAAUCGAAGCACUUCUGGGUCUGUCAGUGGAAUUGGUGUGAUGAUGGUUUCCCACGUGACUCUGGGUGAGUGGCUGGAGCGGACUCAGCAAUUACAAGAAGUCAGCUCAGUGUUGUGGACCAACAUGGCUGUUGGUUCCUUUGCAGAUUUCAGAUUCACAGACUCCAGAUUGCAGUGCACACUGCUGCUUAAACAGCUCCAUGCAAUUAAGGAUCUUUUGCCAAGAGAACUUCAGGAGGAAUAUUUACAGACGUGUGACCAACUUGCCAUUGACAAAAACAGCAUUGCCAGUCACAGUAUUCAGAGUUUGCUCAGCAACCUUGCGGAGCAGGAAGUACUGCCCGAAGAUGUUGUUUCACUUCUUGUGACCAGCGUACGGAAGUUUGUGGGUAAAGAAAAGGAUUUUAGAAGCCUUUCGGCACAGGCCCGGAGUGGCUGUCUAUGGGUAAACCUAGGAUUGCUACAGAUUCAGAUUUGGACACCGCAGACCAAGUUUGAUCCUGCUGUCAAAAAGCUGUACAAGUUGAAUUAUGUCAAGGAGGAGUUGCAACAAUUGCAGUACGAAUGGAAGGGCCGCAGCAUGUCUGAACAGUUACUGACCGGUCGAGAACUAUUACAGGAUGGAGUGAACAGACAUUGCCAUCCCCGAAUUAGGUUUUUGCAACAAAGAAUCAGCCAUCUGAAGGAGCAGAUUGCAGCACUGUCCAGAAAACAGGCACACCGUCCCGAUGUACCUCAGUAUGAUUAUCUCUACCAAGAAAUCCACCACUAUGUGAACAGUGUUGCACAGAAGUCCAAAGUCAAAUCACUCCUCUCCCAUCUCCUGCUGCUUCUACAGGCGAAGAGGCCUAAACCGCGACAGAGCAUCCAGGUCAUACUCGAUGAAGAGGCAGCUUGGCAGCAAUCCCAUCACCAGUUCAGGAGGCGAAUCGCAGAAGAGUACUGUCAAUAUCCUGAUGUCAUAGAGCCCUUACUUGCUGCCAUUUUGCAGAUGCAACAUGGCAUGAGACUUCUGGCAUCUGAGGUUCACUUGUCAUUAAAUAAUAAGCUUGUCAAGCAGGCUGACCUCACUAGACUUGUCACUUGCCUUUUGGCCUUCCCUUCCAUCAGCUUCUCAUUCCCAACCUACCUUGCUCAGGCAGGUGAAUUAUGUUCAAAGGCCUCCGUGGAGACCCUCAAAGGGCUUAACCAGUUCUUGUGUAAGAACUCAUUAGAUGAAAAGUCUCUGGCUAGGAAACAACAGUUGCUGCCAACACAAGAACAGCUACUGAUGAAUGCUCUACUGUAUCUGCGUUGUCAUGUACUUUCGCUGGGUGAACUGGACCAGGCGUCACUGCAACUUUUCAGACACAUCUGCCAGGCAAUGGUAAAUGCCUGGAAUGAGCAGGAAGAAUGUAGGAGAGCGAAAGAGGAGCAGGAAGCCAACCUGUACAAGUACAAGAGCAAACAACAUGCCUCCGGUCUGGCUGAGGCUGAAGAGGAAGAAGAGUUCAAACAGAAUUUCCCACAAUAUACCAAGGAUUUUUCUGAUAUCACAUCUCAGCCCAGUCUUGAACAAGAGAUGGACACUGAAGUUGAGAGCACAGUGGCUAAAACGGCUGACGCUGCUUCCAUAUCACAGAGCUCAAUUCAAAUUAUCAUAAACAUUCACCAGCAAAUAUGUAUGGGAUUUGUGCAAACUGUGUGGUACCGCCAUACUGCGCCAGCACAUCAGUGUAGUGACUACCUUAGUGCUUUUGUGUCCUCUUACCAUACAGCUGCCUUGCUAAAUACACAGUUCUAUUCUCUAAUUGAUGCUUCCUUGAGUGGACAGCUUCAUGGUGGUCAGUUAUUGAUCAGUGCUCUCAUCCAAAACUCUGUUGGGGGAGAAGAAACCUCUGAGCUCGUCCUGCCCCAGGAAGAUACUUUUGACUUUUACCAACACCCAAAUAUCCAGGAAGCUAAAAAGUGUCAGCCCGUCCUGAGGAACUUCACCCAAAAGGUGAAAGAAUUACUACUGGACUGGCCUGACCACCCAGCUCUGCUGCAGCUGUUGGUUGUAAUGGACAGAAUUAGAAGCUUUCCUGUUUCCUGUGCUUUAGCGAAAUUCUUAAAUGGUAUGGAGAUCCUCUUGAACAAAUCCCAGGACUGGGAAGAGAAUGCUAGUCGAUCUGUGUCCUUACGGCAGCAUCUUGAUGCUGUCAGCCAACUGAUCAUCCAGUGGCGCAAACUGGAGCUAAAUUGCUGGUCUAAUGGUCUUAAUAUUGUGAUGAAAAGACACAUGGAGAAAUCAACCAAGCAUUGGUUUUCAAUCUACCAGCUAAUUGAAAAAUACCUUCAGGAACGAACAGAAGAAAACUUGCAAGAGAUGGAAGAGCAGAUGAAGCUGCCGGCAGUAAUCAAAACACUGCAAGCUUUCAUUGAAGGAGCUACCCUGGGAGAGUUUCAUUUUCGCCUGUCAAUGCUGCUAGCUUUUCAUUGUCAUGUUUUGACAGUGCCUGAACAGGAGGGAAAAGAUGUCAUGUGCAGUUUACUCUGGAAUUUAUACAGCUACUACAAGCAAUUUUCAGAGUGUGUUCAGGCUAAAAUAACUGAACUCCGUCAUCCGAUAGAGAAAGAAUUGAAGGACUUCGUUAAGAUUAGCCGAUGGAAUGAUGCCAGUUUCUGGUCCAUUAAACAGUCAGUGGAGAAAACACACAGAACGCUCUUUAAGUUUAUGAAGAAGUUUGAAGCUGCACUCAACAAUCCAUGCUGUCCUGCAUUAACAGAAAUGGGAAGAGCUGGGAGCUUGGAUAGUGUUGACCAACAGAAACAGACCAAGAUGGAGAAGCUGAAUUGUGUGCUUAGAAAGGUUUCUUCAGAAAAAUGUCAUGUAACACAGGUCAUUUUUCCUGACUUUGGCAAAGGUAGUGCCUCAUUAGAAGGGAGUUCUCUUCAGAGCCGUCUACCAGCACUGAGUAAACGAAUGAGGAAAAUGUGCCUGAAACUUAUGACAACAAAUUCUCUUCCCAGUUUUGUGGAAAGUCUGGAUCAAUUUACAGGUGAUGUCAUCACUGCUGUACAGGAUCUCCAGGCACUUGUAGUUGACCAAACGGCUGAUAAGGACAAACAAAGGUCAGAAGUCAAACAUAUUCUGAUGCAGAAGCAAAGGGCCUUGGCAGAUCUCUUCAAACACCUCACUGAAAUUGGUCUGUCUUACCGCAAAGGACUAGCUUGGUCUAAAACAGAAGAUCCUCAGAACAUGCUUUGUCUGCACCCGCUUGAUGUGAAGACAGCUGUAAAUAUGGUUGCUAACAGUGAUGAGCUGGAUAAUAUGCUGCUUGCUGAAGUUUCUGCUGCAUGGGAGGGCUGCCACAAGUUUUUCUACCAAUCUCUUGCACGUCGUGCUGCCCUCCAGGCAGCGAUGCACACUCCUGCAAAGGAACUUAGCCUGGGUAAUGUUGAACGUUGUCGAGGGUUUACAGCUCACCUGCUGAAGCUACUUAUCGAACAAAGGCAGUGCCUAACUGGGUUAACUGAGCAGUGGGUCAGCUUAAGACAUCUGAUUAAAAGUCUAGAAGAGAUUCAGAAAAGGCUGGCAGGUUUCAAGGAGCACGAUGUGGCUCUUCCACCUCAAGAUGGCGUCAAACUUUGGAUGGCCCAACUGCGCACUUUGUCUAUGAAGUUUAUAAUGGCCUUGGAGCAACUUUUGUGGUUCUUGCAGUGUUGUCCAAGAGACAAACCAUCUGAAACCAAUGAGGUGCAGGACAAAACCAUCAAUACUGAGCAGAUGGGUAGCAGCAAAGAGAGCUUGAGAAAUGCAGAAAUGGCAGCAACAUCUUUGCCUGAGGAUUUUGUCCUGCCACAUUUGAGGUUCCCCACACCAUUGGUUGAAGAUUACUUGCCCAGCGCUUGUAAAAUGCGGCAAGGAGACCCUGUGUGGCAACAAGUGACUCAACAGGUUGUAAACAUGUUGAAGGAGGUCAAGGCAGUGAAGGCCGAUGUAGAUAAAAUGAGUCACCAAACCAGCAAAACCUUGCUAUAUUCAUGGGCGUGUUUUGAGACCUGUUCAACAGGGAUUGGUUGUCUGAGUAGGACGAUGGUUCAAUUGCAAGAUGUACAGGCUAUGUUUGCUGCUCCUGCCUCUGGUAAUGCAUCGUACUGCCCAGCACUGUUCAGGAGCUUGGAAUAUAUUAAGGAGGAAGUCAGUUGUGCAAUGGAUGAAUUUACAACAUGGGAGAAAGAACUAUUGAAUCUGACAUUUGAUGAUUCCAACGUGAGUUCAUUAGUGGACUUCUCCCUGCAAGUGGAGCCAGCAAUUAAUACAGUACUUUGUGCUGUGCAGGCUGUAGUAAAGAGGCAGAAAGAGGAGAAUGGAAAGGAACAAGAGAAAAUCACUGGAAAUGAAGGUAAUGAGAAUAAGGAGGUGGUGCACAAAGUUCAGUCUGGAUACCUAAGUAAAUGUUUGGGGCAGCAAUUAGCAAGCGACAUUACUUCUUUAAGUCUGCAGAAAGUUAUUGCUGCUGUUUCUGACCUUCUGGAAAAACUAAUUGACUAUCGCCAGGAGUGCACACUUGAACAGUACCAGUUGUUCAAUCAAAGCUGCCGCAGCGUUGUGCGACUCCUUCCUAUGCUGACUACCUACUCUGAGCUGGUUCUAUACUACCUAACGAUUUCUAUGGCCACUCACAGGAGCAGUGGAAAAUUGCUGUCUGUUUUAGCUCAUUUAUUCACAGACCUUGCUGUGCAGGGAUUCUGCCUUCCCAAAGAGUUCAUGGAGGAUGCAGCGGGAGAAGGUUCAACCCAAUUCCAUGAUAAUGAGAGUGGAGGAAUUGGAGAGGGUGAAGGCAUGAAGGAUGUCAGUGACAAGAUAGAAAAUGAAGAGCAGGUGGAAGAUACUUUCUGCAAAGACCAAAAAAGGAAAGAAGAUGUGGAGGAUAUGGCAGAUGUUAAAGAGGAAGAGAAUGCGAUAGAAAUGUCUGAGGACUUCCAGGGAAAACUGCAUGAUGGAGACAGCAAAGAACCGGGAGAGGAUGACAGUGAUGAGGAAUCAGAUCGUGAAGAGGAAGAAGAACUGGAUAAACAGAUGGGUGACCUAGAAGAUGCGGAGGCUGACAAACUAGAUGAAAGACUUUGGGGGGGUGACGAUGAUGAAGACAGUGUUAGCGACGAGGCUGAAGAUACUGGGCCUGGGAUGGAUAUGGAGACGUCUGAACUCGUUGCUAAAGAUGACAAUAUGGAUGCAACAAACCAAAAUGAGAGUGACAAAAAUAGAAAUGAGGAGAAGGAAGAGGAGAGGGGGGAAGAGGAAGGCAAAGAGAAAAUCCAUGAGCAGUUGGAUGAGCGUGAGUACGAUGAAAAUGAAGUGGAUCCAUACCAAGGCAAUCAGCACAAACAACCGGAAGCAGAGGCCUUGGACCUGCCCGAAGACCUCAAUCUGGAAAGCCAAGAUGGAGAAAAGAGUGAUGAGGAUCAGGAGGAAGAAGGGGACAAUCCGUUUGAUAUAGAAGAAAAACUAAAGGAUUUCCAUGAGAAAGAUCCAAAUCCAGAUGAAGAUGAGACGCUGGAGGAGAGUGCUCAGACAAUGGAGGAGAGUGCUGAGCCAGAACAGGACCAAGAUUCUCAAACAGAGCAGGAAACUGAUGAGAAAAAGCAAGAGAGUGAGAGCAAGGAAGAAAAUCUUGAGGAAGACCAGGAACAUGGGAAAGAAGAAACUGCUGAAGACAUGAACCAACAGCAGCCUAAAGAGGAUGAACAGGAGGAAUCCGCCAGGGAAAACAAAAGAGUUCCCGAUGACGAGGGGCAGCAGCCAAAAGCAGACGAGGAAACAGAAGAUGACCAGGAGGUCCCUCAGUCCGAACAGCGAAUGGAGCAUGAAGCUGAGGGAAAGACUGGAGAGGAGAACCUUCAGAGUGAUACAGCUGUGGAACUGGCCGGAUCUGCAUCUGAGAGAGACCAAGCUAAGGAGGAACAAGGGACUGGGGCUGCAGAUGCUAACCAGUCAGAGGGUCAUGAGUCCAAAUUGAUGGCAAGGGUUGCAUCUCAAAGACAAUCUCGGGACAAAACGCAGAGUUUCAAGAGAAAACCUGGCCGUGCAGAUAAUGAAAGAACAAUGGGUGAUCGCAAUGAAUGUGCGAGCAAGCGACUCAAGAUGGUGGAAGCCAACAGUGCAGCACAACCUGACACGAUGCAGUCAGAACAAAAAGUGAAGGAAGCAGAUGUUUAUGAACAUAUCAAAGAAGGAAGUGAUUCUUAUGAUGCUCAAACAUAUGAUGUGGCCACAGCAGAGCAACAAAAUCCAGGUGGACCGGAACAGGAAGAGGAGACCAAAGAGGAGUCUGAAUCUAUUGAAAUGGAAAGUGACCAGGAAGAGGAGUUGCAGAGCGUGGAUGUACAGGAGCUGAAGCCAGAGAAAAAAUCUUCAUCUACAAAAGUACCAGGAUCUGACAAUAACCUUGAAGGAGAGUUUCAGCUUCCCAAACCUGAAGAGAUGGAUGCUGCAACAGAUGACUGGUCAGAAUCAGAAAAUGAAGAGAUAUCUGAAAGACGCAGCGAGUCCACCAUCCACACUGUGCAUGAACUGCUAACGGAGGACAUUGAGCAAAGCAUUGUUCCUGACCCGGAAGAGCUACGUAAACAGCUGGAAGAGCAGCUGGAUGCUUGGCGAAAUCAGGAGGCUGGAAAUCUAGAAGAGGAGAAAGCUUCUGCUGAGAUGUGGCAGCAAUAUCAGGCAUUGACAGCUCCACUGUCACAGCAACUGUGUGAACAGCUUCGGCUUAUACUGGAACCCACCCAGGCAUCUAAACUCAGAGGUGAUUAUCGAACUGGAAAGCGAUUAAACAUGCGCAAGGUGAUUCCUUAUAUCGCCAGCCAGUUCCGUAAAGAUAAAAUUUGGCUUCGCAGGACAAAGCCGAGCAAGCGGCAAUACCAGAUUUGUCUGGCAAUUGAUGAUUCUUCUAGUAUGGUUGACAAUCAUUCCAAACAGUUAGCCUUUGAAUCAUUGGCUGUAAUUGGAAAUGCUCUCUCACUUCUAGAGGUUGGACAGGUUGCUGUGUGUAGCUUUGGAGAGAAUGUCCAAUUGCUGCAUCCAUUCCAUGAGCAAUUCAAUGAUCAGUCAGGAGCAAGAAUAUUGAGGAGCUGUCAAUUUCAGCAGAAGAAAACUAAGAUAGCUCAGUUUCUGGAAUCUGCAGCCAGCAUGUUUGUUGCAGCACAGCACCAUUCCCAGCAGGGAAAACCAGAAACAGCACAAUUAUUAUUGAUAGUGUCUGAUGGACGAGGUCUGUUCUUGGAGGGGAAAGAGCGAGUUACAGCAGCUGUUGAGGCUGCUCGACACAGCAACAUUUUUGUUAUCUUUGUUGUACUGGACAAUCCUGACUCCAAGGAUUCCAUUCUGGAUAUUAAAGUCCCUAUAUUCAAGGAUCAAGGAGAAAGUCCUGAAAUUAAAUCAUAUAUGGAAGAAUUCCCAUUCCCGUUCUAUAUCAUUUUAAGAAAUGUGAAUGCCCUCCCAGAGACGCUCAGUGAUGCUCUCAGACAGUGGUUUGAACUGGUGACAGCAGCUGAUCAUUAACACAAUGGAAUGCAGAGAGUUGACACAUGUUGUUAUGUUGUCCAUUGGUAUUGCAAAUCAUUGCACAUGCUGUAAUAUUUAAUGUACUAUUCAUUCAGAUUAGCAGGGAAGAGAAACCUUUGUCCUGUGACUGAGAAUUAUAGGCCUGUAACUUCCGAGUUGCCCAGUGUCAGAUUUGGGGGGUACCCCAGGGAUGCACUGGGGAAUCCCUCAGGGAAGUUCCCAGGUAAGGGUUUGCACAGCAAUUACCCAGAAGUGCACAGUUCCUCUGGACAAUUGCACUGCGCUGGGAAUCAUCUGAAAAUGCGGUUUAAAUCGCAGACUUCGGAAGGUUCCGCUGGGGUUAUACCAGUAGUUACUCAGAAAAAGUUAGAAGAAUUAACACCUCUUCUAACUUCUGAGUAACUAUUGUAAAGACCCAGACUGACCCUCAAGGGACUCCUUCCACACCCCUUAAACCCGACCCCAACCUCCAACAUUCCCCACCCCCCUUUGCCCUUUGACCGACCACCCCUGGACCUCCGGCCCAAUCCUCCCCCCACCACCGACCUCUGACCUGGACACCGCCACCCCCCAAUUCUUAUCCACUUCCUUCUUCAUGACCUGUCAAUUUCCCUGCCUUUUAAACUUACCUGCUUUACGGCAGCAGGUGCCGUAAAAAAAGGGGGCGCGAUCUCCUUUAAUACGCUGGAGCUACACUUCGCUGGGGCCUGCAAGUAUUCUUUUGAUGUAGGCCCCAAGCAGCUCUAGUGAACAGAAGUGGCAAUGCAAUUUAAGACCAGGUAAGUAGGUAUUUAUUUCUUCUAAUUCCUGCUGGCCACCACUUUCUGACACUAGUCGGAGGUUACGGCCCAUGAUGUUAAGACUGAGCUUAGAAUGUGAAAUGUUCUAUUCACAUUGAGAACUGUACCACUGUGUUCAUGGUGGUUUGUGCCAAAGGCACAGUUUAUUAUACUAAAUGUGAGAACCUGUCUGAGGUUUGAGUGUCAUAUGUUGUUUUGUAACAUGUGGAUAUUUGUUGCAAAUGUGAAAGCUUUAGCAUGUUAUUUGGAGGUAGCUUCAUACUUGGGAUUGUAUUCUUCGUAUCUUUUUGUAUGUCAAUAA
Molecule: messenger RNA, 17963 nt
Organism: Carcharodon carcharias (great white shark)
Lineage: Eukaryota; Metazoa; Chordata; Chondrichthyes; Lamniformes; Lamnidae
Gene: mdn1
Product: midasin AAA ATPase 1
Exons: 102
Coding region: 117-16859 (5580 amino acids)
Biological process (GO): ribosomal large subunit assembly; rRNA processing
Cellular component (GO): nucleus; preribosome, large subunit precursor
Molecular function (GO): ATP hydrolysis activity; ATP binding
Source: RefSeq, a predicted model, not a curated record